UGAAGAAGUUCCGCGCAAGAUGGCUGCUGGGUGUCGGCGUGUGAAGGGCUUGGUAGCGCUGAUAACCGGAGGAGCCUCGGGCCUAGGUCUGGCCACAGCGGAGCGACUGGUGAGGCAGGGGGCGGCUGCUGUACUUCUGGACCUGCCCAGCUCGGAUGGGGAGGCCCAAGCCAAGAAGUUAGGGAGCAGCUGCACCUUCGCCCCCGCCGACGUGACCUCAGAGAAGGACGUGCAAGCAGCCCUGGCUCGAGCAAUAGAAAAGUUUGGCCAUGUGGAUGUGGCAGUCAACUGUGCGGGCAUUGCAGUGGCUAACAAGACAUACAAUCUAAAGAAGAGGAAGGCCCAUUCCUUGGAGGACUUCCAGCAAGUUCUCAAUGUGAAUCUUACAGGGACGUUCAAUGUGAUUCGCCUGGUGGCUGGCGAGAUGGGCCAGAAUGAACGAGACCAGGGAGGCCAACGUGGGGUCAUCAUCAACACUGCCAGUGUGGCUGCCUUUGAGGGUCAGGUUGGACAAGCUGCAUACUCUGCUUCCAAAGGAGGCAUAGUGGGCAUGACACUGCCCAUUGCUCGAGAUCUGGCUCCCAUGGGCAUCCGAGUGAUGACCAUUGCUCCAGGCCUGUUUGGCACCCCACUGCUGAAUAUCCUCCCAGAUAAGGUUCGUAACUUCUUGGCCAGCCAGGUGCCUUUUCCCAGCCGACUGGGUGACCCUGCUGAGUAUGCUCAUCUGGUACAGGCCAUCAUCGAGAACCCAUUCCUCAAUGGAGAGGUCAUUCGGCUGGAUGGGGCCAUCCGCAUGCAGCUCUGAAGGGAGAUGACUGAGUACACAUCCGCGUCUGCCCUGCCAUCUCCCGGGGUUCUAAUCAUUAGCUUGGAAGGAACCCCAGUAGCCAUAUUGUACCUCUGCCCAGCAGUCACCCUCUAUGUCUAGUAAAGUCUAUAUUUUUUUAUAA
Molecule: messenger RNA, 950 nt
Organism: Choloepus didactylus (southern two-toed sloth)
Lineage: Eukaryota; Metazoa; Chordata; Mammalia; Pilosa; Megalonychidae
Gene: HSD17B10
Product: hydroxysteroid 17-beta dehydrogenase 10
Exons: 6
Coding region: 20-805 (261 amino acids)
Biological process (GO): androgen metabolic process; estrogen metabolic process; fatty acid metabolic process
Cellular component (GO): mitochondrion
Molecular function (GO): estradiol 17-beta-dehydrogenase [NAD(P)+] activity
Source: RefSeq, a predicted model, not a curated record